Octopus bimaculoides (California two-spot octopus) is the source of this 3247-nucleotide messenger RNA. RefSeq lists its product as uncharacterized. The record is from RefSeq and is a predicted model, not a curated record. NCBI's taxonomy places the organism in Eukaryota, Metazoa, Mollusca, Cephalopoda, Octopoda, Octopodidae. Gene Ontology annotation, biological process: regulation of gene expression. Gene Ontology annotation, cellular component: nucleus.
UUCUUUCCACCACUUUCAUUGCUCCAUACCCACAACAUUGUGUUUGUAUUCGGAGGUUUUCUUUAAUUAUUCCUAACAUCUUCACACUUUCUCUCCCUCCCUCUCACACUUUCUCUCUCACACUUUCUCUCUCUCUAUUUAUUCCCUCUCCCUCCCUCCUCUUCACCUUUCUUCCCUCUGUUUCCCCCUCUCCUCCCUCUACCUCACUUCUCUCCUUGUGUCCGUUUUCUAACUUCUUUUCCUCUUCCCACCCCUCUUCUCCGUCACUCUUACUCGUCCUCUUUCUCCUUCCCCCUCACUCCAACAGAACUUCAGCUCUCCUCCCACCUCUCUCCCUUCCCUGAGACUCGUAACAUCUCCAUCACCUCUUCCCCUUUCUCCCUCCCUCCCCAUUAACUCUAUCCCUAUCACCCCCUCUCCUCCUCUCUCUCUCUUUCUCACUCAUGUUUAUGUUUAAAUACUUGUGUCUUUCGAUAUCUCGCUCACAGAAUUAUCUCCCUCUCCCUGUCUAACUUUCUCUCUCUUUCGUUAUCUUCUCACUUUCUCUUCUACUUCUAUACCAAUCUUUUUUCUUACCCUCUUUCUUUCAACCUACCUCCCACUGUCACUCACAACCUUUUCGCUCUCUCCCCCCUCUAACUUUCACUCUAUCUAUUCCACAAUCACACUUCUGAUAUCCUCCCUCUCUUCCACCACUAUUCUCUCUAUCUCUAUCCAUCUAUCCAUCUAUCCCACUCUCCGUUCAUCCAUCCAUCCCUCUAUUCCUCUGCCCGUCUCUCUCUCUCUCCAUCCACAACCGACCAUCCAUCCAACCAUUCACAAAUACACCUGUAGCCAUCCCCUCCGCCUUUCUCACUCCGGCUCUAACUCAACUCUUAAUCAACCAAACUAUCCCUCACAGCGCACUCCCUAAUACGUCUCUACCUAUCCCUUCCGCAUCACUCCCUUCUCUCUAGCCCUCCCCUAUACUGCCUGUCCCCCUCCUCCAUCGAUGAUAACAUUCGGAACUUAAAAUAGCAAUGACAUAGGAUGGUAGGAUGACUAAAUAUAAGAAAGUUUGCAGUGGUCAGAAUAUGUGGACAAAAAACACUCUGGGGCCAUGUCUGUAGAAUCUGGUUGUGGUCACCACAGCCCCUUGUUAUUCCGCACCUCGUUACCUUCUUACUUUGCUCUUAUUUAUAAUAACGAACUUUUACAUUCAGAUUAUUUGCAGUAAUUGUUACAAAUGUGAAGGAUUUCUUCCUCAUCACACUUCUUAAAAUGCAAAGCAACUGCAACAACAACAACAACAACAACGACUACAAAACCAACAACAACGACAACAACAAGAAGAAGAGGUUUGCCAUAUUUUAGAUGUAGCUGGACUUUGUGAUAGCAGAGCUAAAUCUGGAAAAGUAUUUUGAUUCUGUUUGGUAAUUCUGAGAACAUUCUAGACGAAUGCCUGCUCAAGUUCUCUCUGUUGUUUGUAGGAUUGCUGAAAGUUUUUUGAAGAGACAGGGAAACAUAGGAACUUGGAACUUGGAAGUCAUACAAGGAAGGUACCAUUCUUCAUUGUUUUGUUAUGAUUCCUGGUAAAGUUAUCAGGAGAUGAGAUGACUUUUCGUUUCUGUAACUCACAACAUGGGAACCAAUUGCCAUGACCCAUGUGAAACUUUGUUAUAAUAAUAUUAAUAUAGAAAUAAUAUCGAAAUAAUAUAGAAAUAAUAUCAAAAUUUAACUUGAAGUUACAGGGAAAGCUGAAAGUCUUGUUUAAGGAUACAACACGGCACCAGUAGCUUAUCUCUUAAGUAAGAAUCUGAAAUAAGGUUCCAGUUAAAUUUCAAUAAAGAUUUUACCAUUUUUGAUAGUGGAAACUUCAAGAAUUUUAAUAAAUUGGAGAAAAAUUUCUUUAAUUUUUUUUCUCUUUUAAUUGUUUUGGAAAUUUUAAUUUCCAUAUUUGUAAUUAGGAUUUUUCAAAGAACAGAAAAAUGAAUGAAAAAAAUGAAUUAUCGGAGCAGAGUUGUUCUUUGUUUGGUUCGGCGAAUUGCGAACUGAAGACUAUUGACAGCGUCUCAUACAGCAGCAUCUUCGAGCAACACAAAUACUUGACUGACCAACAACAGGACAAAUGUGUUGACCAGUGCAACUUCAAGACGACUCCAGCCAGCCAUGCCGCUUUCAAACUGGUGCGCAGUAACCCAGAGCCAAGCAUAAAAGUGAGUCCGCCAACCCUGACUACACCACAACCACCUCCACCUCCACCUACAAUAACAACAGCAACAACAACAACAGCAGCAGCAGCAGCAGCAGCAGCAGCAACAAGACCAACAUCGACAGCAAUGACAACUAUAACGACAGAAGCAGCACCAACUGCAGCAGCAAUUAAUCUCAAUGUUAAUCAAAUUAGUAAAAACAGGAACGGUCUUGAUUCUAAGACUAAAAACCUGUCUCAACCCACGAAUAAAAAGACAUUUCAGUGUGAGACGUGUUUGAAACAGUUUGCGCAGAGGCAUUACCUGGUCAUUCAUAGUCGGUCGCACACCGGUGAGAAACCUUUCCAGUGCAGCUUUUGUACGCAGAAGUUUGCACGCCGCGACACUCUGCAGGUCCAUAAAAGAACACACACGGGCGAGAAACCGUUUCACUGUGAUCUCUGCCCAAAACAGUUUGCACAAAAGGACAAAAUGCAGAUACACCGCCGAAUUCACACCGGCGAGAAGCCGUACAAGUGUCAUGUGUGUUUGAAACCGUUUUCGCAGAAAAGCACACUGCGGGUGCACCUCCGGUGCCACUUCGGAGAGAAACCAUACGCGUGUGACAUCUGUGCCAAACAGUUUCCUGUACGAGACAAACUCCGGAAGCAUUCCAUUACCCACACGCGAGAGAAGCCUUACCCAUGCAACAUCUGUCUGCAGAAGUUCGCUCGCAGGGACACGAUGGAACGACAUAAAAAGAAACACACCAAGAAGGUGUUUGUCUCCAGUACAGCAACAGCAACAACAACAACCACAACAGCAACAACAACGUCAACAGCAGCUGCAGCAGCCGCGGCGGCGGCGGCAGCAGCAGCAGCAGCAGCAGCAACGACAAUAGCAACAACAAACUCAACCGGUCACACAGUAUGUACCACAGCCGGCUCUAACACGCUGCACCGACCUCAGCAAACACCAGCAUGUUGUAUGAAUUGGUGAGGUGGCCAUCUGUGGAAAGGAUAUAUACUUCACAAGGCGGCACACAGAUAUGACAAAUAAAAGAUUUAACACAUCUA